AUGGGAUUUCCAUCGCUAGAAAAGCAAACCCUUUUGUCAAAGAUUGCAACAAGUGAUCAACAUGGAGAGAAUUCACCUUACUUUGAUGGAUGGAAAGCUUAUGAUCAAGAUCCAUUUCAUCCUACUCAAAACCCUAAUGGUGUUAUCCAAAUGGGAUUGGCAGAGAACCAGCUUUCGCUCGAUUUAAUCGAGAAAUGGAUCGCAAAGAACCCUAAAUCAUCAAUCUGUACCAUUGACGGCGUCGACCGCUUUAAAGAUAUUGCAAAUUUUCAAGACUAUCAUGGCUUAUACAAGUUCCGAGAGGCAAUAGCAAAUUUUAUGGGUAAAGCAAGAGGAAAUAGGGUUACAUUCGAUCCCGAACGCAUAGUGAUGGGUGGCGGAGCAACCGGAGCCAGUGAAUCGUUAAUCUUUUGCUUGGCAGAUCCUGGUGAUGGUUUUCUUGUUCCCACUCCAUAUUAUCCUGCAUUUGACAGAGAUCUAAGGUGGAGAACUGGGGUGCAACUAGUUCCAAUAACAUGCAAGAGUUCAAAUGGUUUCAAGAUCACUCAAGAAGCACUUGAGUCUGCUUACGAAGAUGCAAUUGCGUCCAACAUAAAAGUCAAAGGGUUGAUCGUUGCAAAUCCUUCAAAUCCUCUUGGCACAACCAUGGAUAGAGAAACUCUCAAAACCCUCAUGAGCUUCAUCAAUGACAAGAAUAUUCAUCUUGUAUGUGAUGAGAUUUAUGCAGCGACUAUCUUUAACACACCCGAUUUCGUCUCUAUCUCUGAAGUCUUGCAAGAGAUGGAGCAUGACCCGAUGAACCCGGUAAACCCUGAGCUAGUUCACAUUAUUUAUAGUUUGUCAAAGGACAUGGGGCUCCCUGGGUUUCGUGUUGGCAUCCUGUAUUCGUACAACGAUGCUGUUGUGAGUUCAGCAAGAAAAAUGUCGAGUUUUGGGUUGAUCUCCUCACAAACUCAAUACUUUCUAGCUUCAAUCCUUUCUGAUGAAGAGUUUGUUAUGAAUUUUCUAAGUGAAAAUUCAAGGAGAUUAGCUAAGAGACACAAGGUUUUCACUCAAGGGCUUGAAGAAGAAAAUAUUACUUGCUUACCAAGUAACGCAGGUCUCUUUGUCUGGAUGGAUUUACGUAGGCUUCUAAAGGAGCCUACUUUUGAUGAAGAAAUGGUGCUAUGGAGAUUAAUUAUCAAAGAUGUUAAACUCAAUGUUUCCCCUGGUUCUUCAUUCCACUGCGUGGAACCAGGGUGGUUUAGGGUUUGCUUUGCCAACAUGGAUGAUCAAACGGUUGAGAUUGCACUUGAUCGAAUUCAUGCAUUUGUCGGGAAGGAGAAAGGGAAUGAGGUGGUGACAAGGAACAAUAAGAGACACAAACCAUUUGAAAAGAAUCUUCGACUUAGUUUUUCAUCACGAUUAUACGAUGAAAACACAUUGAUGUCACCUCGUAUUAUGUCUCCUCAUUCGCCAUUUGCUCAAUCGCCUCUGGUUCAAGCAAGGACUUAAUUUAGAUAUUU
Messenger RNA from Cynara cardunculus var. scolymus (artichoke), 1505 nucleotides. Its product is annotated as 1-aminocyclopropane-1-carboxylate synthase-like. The record is from RefSeq and is a predicted model, not a curated record. The transcript has 5 exons. Gene Ontology annotation, biological process: amino acid metabolic process; biosynthetic process. NCBI's taxonomy places the organism in Eukaryota, Viridiplantae, Streptophyta, Magnoliopsida, Asterales, Asteraceae. Bases 1 to 1494 code for a protein of 497 amino acids. Gene Ontology annotation, molecular function: pyridoxal phosphate binding; transaminase activity.